CUUUUCUCACUCGUUUGAUAUUAACAUUUGAUUCCCUGAAAAAUCCGGGAAAUCGAGAUGGGUUCUACUCCGUUUUGCUAUUCCCUGAAUCCAUCUCCAUCAAAAAUCGAGUUCUCUAGGACCCAUGUGCUGAGUCCCGCCGAUAAGUACUUCUUCUUGGACUUCCCGUCUUUUCCGGGAAAGGCGAGAGGGAGAUCAAAGGCGAGGAGUCGCCGGAGAGUGGCGGGAGUCAAGGCGACGGCGGCGGUGGAGAAGGUUCGGCGGGAGACUGCGGCGGAGAGGAAGAAGAAACUGAGGGUUCUGGUCGCCGGCGGCGGAAUCGGAGGGUUGGUGUUUGCGCUGGCGGCGAAGAAGAAAGGGUUUGACGUGGUGGUGUUCGAGAAGGAUUUGAGCGCCAUUAGAGGAGAAGGACAAUACAGAGGUCCGAUUCAGAUACAGAGCAAUGCCUUAGCUGCUCUGGAAGCCAUUGAUAUGGGUGUCGCCGAAGAAGUUAUGGAGGCUGGUUGUAUUACUGGUGAUCGGAUCAACGGUCUUGUCGACGGCGUUUCCGGUUCCUGGUAUAUCAAGUUUGAUACAUUCACUCCUGCAGCGGAAAGGGGGCUCCCCGUCACACGAGUUAUUAGCCGAAUGACUCUACAACAGAUCCUAGCUCGUGCAGUCGGAGAAGACGUUAUUAAAAACGAGAGUAAUGUUGUUCGUUUCUUGGAUUCCGAGGACAAGGUCACCGUGGAGCUUGAGAAUGGAGAGCGCUACCGAGGUGAUCUUCUUGUUGGCGCAGAUGGCAUAUGGUCAAAAGUGAGGAGUCAAUUAUUUGGUCCAGAGGAGGCUACGUAUUCAGGUUACACUUGCUAUACCGGCAUUGCUGAUUUUAUACCAGCUGACAUCGAGUCCGUCGGGUAUCGGGUUUUCUUGGGACACAAGCAAUAUUUUGUUUCUUCAGAUGUCGGCGGGGGAAAAAUGCAAUGGUAUGCGUUUCAUAAGGAGUCGGCUGGUGGCAGUGAUCCUCCCAGUGGUAGAAAGAAAAGACUGCUCGAAAUAUUUGAAGGAUGGUGCGACAACGUGAUAGACUUGUUGCAUGCCACAAAGGAGGACGAGAUUCUUAGACGGGAUAUCUAUGAUAGAACUCCUCGCUUUACAUGGGGAAAAGGGCGUGUUUCGUUACUCGGUGACUCCAUCCAUGCAAUGCAGCCAAACAUGGGUCAAGGUGGAUGCAUGGCCAUUGAGGAUAGUUAUCAAUUAGCUUGGGAGCUCGAACAUGCGUGGAGGCAUAGUGUGGAAACCAAUAGACCUAUAGAUGUUGUCUCCUCUUUAAGAAGUUAUGAGCAAGCAAGGAAACUUAGGGUUGCCAUUAUCCACGGGAUGGCGAGAAUGGCUGCAAUGAUGGCUUCCGCCUACAAAGGAUACUUGGGUGUGGGUCUCGGCCCGUUGUCUUUCUUGACGAAGUUAAGAAUACCGCACCCGGGAACAGUUUGUGGGAGAUUCUUCAUUGAUUUGGCAAUUCCUUUGAUGCUCAACUGGGUCCUCGGAGGUAACAGUUCCAAACUCGAAGGAAGGCUACCUCGUUGCAGAUUGUCAGACAAAGCCAAUGACCAGUUGCAGAGAUGGUUUCAGGACAACGAUGCCCUUGAGCGUGCCAUAAUUGGGGAUUGGCAUCUGAUUCCUUGCGGAAAUGAUUGUAUCGUCAGGGAAACCAUAUGUUUAAACAGAGACGAGGACCGACCUUGCAUCAUCGGGAGCGAACCAGACAAGGAUUUCCCAGGAAUGUGCAUUGCCAUUCCAACUUCCCAGGUUUCAAAGGCACAUGCCCGUAUUACUUACAAGGAUGGAGCUUUCUUCGUGACGGAUCUUCGGAGCGAAUAUGGCACAUUUAUCACCCAUAACGUGGGAAGGAGAUGUCGGGUGACACCAAAUUUCCCGGCGCGGUUUCGUCCAUCCGACACAAUCGAGUUCGGUUCGGAUAAGAAGGCUGCGUUUCGGGUUAAGGUGAUCCGGAAAACACCAAAGGUGACGCGUAGAGACACGGAGAGUAGCAGCAAAUUACUUCAGGCGGCGUAAAAUUGAAAUUCUUGGGGGUUUCUGAUUUUGUAUAUUGUGUACAGUGAUUAUCUUCAUAUGUAUAUAUAUAUAUGUUUAUGUAUAUAGAAUUGUAAGCUCCAUAACUACUGUUGGGCCUAAAAGCCCAUUUGGUGGAAAAGUUAAACCCUCCACGUGAGGGAGAGGCUUUCCGAAACGUGGCGUUUUGCGUUUUAGGGUUAAUACCCUAA
Molecule: messenger RNA, 2264 nt
Organism: Tarenaya hassleriana
Lineage: Eukaryota; Viridiplantae; Streptophyta; Magnoliopsida; Brassicales; Cleomaceae
Product: zeaxanthin epoxidase, chloroplastic
Exons: 16
Coding region: 58-2055 (665 amino acids)
Biological process (GO): abscisic acid biosynthetic process
Cellular component (GO): membrane; chloroplast
Molecular function (GO): protein binding; FAD binding; zeaxanthin epoxidase activity
Source: RefSeq, a predicted model, not a curated record